Molecule: messenger RNA, 3382 nt
Organism: Mugil cephalus (flathead mullet)
Lineage: Eukaryota; Metazoa; Chordata; Actinopteri; Mugiliformes; Mugilidae
Product: G-protein coupled receptor family C group 6 member A-like
Exons: 10
Coding region: 1-2865 (954 amino acids)
Biological process (GO): G protein-coupled receptor signaling pathway
Cellular component (GO): membrane
Molecular function (GO): G protein-coupled receptor activity
Source: RefSeq, a predicted model, not a curated record
AUGGUUGUGGACUUCAGGGGGGUCAGACACAUCCCCUCUCCUCUGCACACUGGUGGACGGCCGUUGAGACGGUCUCCAGUGUCAGAUGUGCAGUGGGAAGUGUCCUCUGCUCCUGCAUCGCUGUGUGCCACGGUAGCUAGGAUCGUGAGAGGCAGCCUGCCCACCACCACAGACAUUUACACGUCCAGUUGCAGGAAAAGGGGCUCCAGCAUCAUGAAGGAUCCCACCGACCCCUUACCCACAGACUCAGGAACCACACGUGACUGCACACAUGAGGCCAUCGCUCCAGGUGACAUUAUGAUUGGUGGUCUGUUCCCAAUACAUGAAAGUGUAAAAGUUAGCAUUAACGCAGAUGGCACUGAUAACCGGACCUGUGACAGGUUCAGUGUAGCUCGGCUGGUGCAGUCUCUAAUAAUGGUGCAGGCAGUGGAGGAGAUAAAUAAGAGGCAGGAGUUGGGGAAUCUCACCAUGGGAUACCACAUAGUGGACUCCUGCUCCGAUGUUACCACUGCCCUGAAAAACACCAUGGCCUUCACAAAGAGAAAUGAUCGUGGAGAGCAGUCCUCCCCUCCUGUGCUGGCAGUCAUUGGUGGCUACUACUCAGAAAUAUCCAUAGCAGUUACAAGGCAACUCAACCUGGAGUACAUCCCACAGAUCAGCUUUGGUUCAACCUCUGGUUUUCUGAGUGAUAAAGUCCGUUUUCCAAGUUUUAUGAGGACAGUGCCAGAGGACGAUCACCAAGCACGUGCCAUUGUCGAGAUUCUGAGAAGUUACCAGUGGACCUGGAUUGGGGUGAUAACAACUGACAGUGACUACGGCCGCUACGCAUUUGAGCGCCUCCGGUACCAUGCAGACAAGAACAACAUCUGCUUUGCCUACACCAGUAUUCUCCCAGGUGUUCUGAAUCACCACGCAGUCUAUGAUGAUAUUGACUCUACGGCCAAAACCAUCGCUGAAAAUAGAAACGUCUCAGUCAUUGUGUCCUUCGCCAAACCCUACCAUAUGAUGUAUCUUUUUAAUAAUCUUCUAAGGAAACCCGAAGGCAGGGAGAAGGUUUGGGUGUGCAGUGAUAACUGGUCGCAAUCAUCUCUCGUCCUGAAUCUUAAAAACUCCAGUUUGAAGGACGUUGGAACAGUCUUUGGGAUCACUCUGAAAUCUGGAAACACAAGCAAUAUGAUGCAGUAUCUCGACAAUCUUGAUAUAAAUCCUGAUCACCACAAGAACAACACAUUCCUGUAUGACUUCUUAAAAGAAAAAUGGGAAUCUGACUCUGGCGAAAUUUCCAGUGCAACUGAGGAGUUAAAAAGCAGUAUCUAUCCAUAUGCCGUGUUGAGCAUUGAUUUGGCAUUAAAGGCAAUAGUGCGGGCUGUUUCUGACCUCUGCACGGAGAGGGACUGCAGGACAAGAAGGUUACAACCCUUGGAGUUACGUGAUGCCUUACAGAAAGCAGUGUUUGUCAUGGAUGGGAAGAACUAUUCAUUCGAUGGCCGGGGUGAUCUCGACACAGGAUACGAUGUUAUCCUAUGGAGGCAGACUUCGCCGCAUUUUGUGGACAUGGCCUACACAGUAGCUCAAUACAGUAUAGAGGACAAAAAACUGAUUUUCACCUCAAAAAAUGCAAAACGUGAUGUCCUGGAACAGACGGAAAAUGUCAUUUCCAGGUGUUCACACAGCUGCAGUCCAGGCUACAGCAAGAAGUCAGCUGACGGCCAGCCUGUUUGCUGCUAUGAGUGCCACCUCUGUCCUGAGAACUACUAUUCCAAUGACACUGAUUCUACAGAGUGUCUGCGGUGUAAUACCAGCACUGAAUACUCCUCCGAGGAUAGAUCUGAGUGUGUCCCUAAAAAAACUGUCUUCAUGGACUGGCAGAAUAUGUAUCACAUUGUGCUGCUGGCGCUAACUGCUCUAGGAAUAUUGCUCACCCUUGCCGCUGGUAUCAUCUUCUUUGUGAGGUGGAACACCCCUGUUGUGCGCUCCUGCGUGGGCCCCAUUUGCAUCCUGCUUCUUUUCUCUCUCCUGGGCACGUUUGGAAGUGUCAUUCUAUUCUGUGGUAGACCCAACAAAUGGCAGUGCCAAGCACGACAGGUGGUUUUUGGCUUGAGCUUCACCUUGUGCAUCUCCUGCGUCUUGGUCAAGUCCUUCAAAAUCAUCUUGGCCUUUGAAUUUGACCCCAACACUAAACGUGCCCUGGAGAAACUCUACAAACCAUACAUCAUCAUUGCAGUGUGCAUGGCUUGUCAAAUCCUGAUCUGUGCCCUGUGGCUUGCGCUCUGGCCACCAGAGCCCAAAUGGGAGUUACAGCCAAAUAAUUAUGAACGUGUGAUCAUGUGCGAUGAGAAGUUUUUUCCCUUAUUCGGGGCCAUGCUGAGCUUUAUUGGCCUUUUGGCCCUUAUUUGCUUGGUUGUUGCUUUCAAGGGAAGAAAGCUACCUCAGUGUUACAAUGAAUCAAAGUUCAUCACGUUUUCUAUGCUGAUUUACUUCAUCGCCUGGAUCAUCUUUGCCCCUGUUUAUGUCAAUGUCACAGGCCAGUACACUCCAGCACUGGAGAUGGUCGUCAUCCUCAUCUCUGCGUACGGCAUCCUGUUUUGCCAGUACCUCACAAAAUGUUACAUUAUUCUGUUCAGGCGGAACGAAAACACAGAGAAUGCGUUCAUCCAGGACGUUAGGCAGUAUUCCCUGCGUGAAGACAGAGCGGCGAGUCUAACCUCAAUGAGUUCUGAUGGAAUCGAGAUCCCGGCUUCACCCAUGGAGUCGCUGCCAACUGGGUCGUCAUCAAAACUACCGACUGAUCUGAACGCAUCUAUGAAUUCGGACGUGUCUUUCCUUUCAGUCUCAACGCUACAGCCCGAUAAAACUGCAGAAUGACCUCAACUUCAGUAAAAGGCAGGUACCACGAUAUAUUUCAGCUUGGGACUUUGUAUCUGACAUCACCUUUUUUGCAUCUAUUGGACGGAUUGCCAUGAGUAUUUAUACCACUGUAGCAUUUAUCUUUCCUCCUUUUCUCAGGAUGAAAUGUAAUCGUUUGGGUGAUCCUUAACUGUUGAUUUAGCACCAUUAUUAGGACUACAUUUAUAUUGUCCAGUGCAAAACAAAUGAUAGUCCUAGUAGCCUCAGCUGUAUGUGUGUUUUUUUUUUUUGUGCUAAGCAUAUUACUUAUUAAAAACAAACAUGAUGAAUGUGCUAAAGAUCAGCAGCCUAGCUUUGAGCCAUUGUUAGCAUAUUAACACUGACAUCUAAGCAUCUUAUUACAUUGUCACAGAGCGCCUGAUAUUGCUAUAGACUAUGGUUCAGUAAAUAAACUGACUCUCAGCUUUAAAGUAACUGUUAAUAUUUUUCUUCCAUAUUUUGGUAGUUUGCAACUCUGUCAGUUCUUUGUCAACGU